CCGUCAGCAUCAGCGGGAGGACGAGUUACACCGGCACCUCACAUCCCACACUGGAUUUACUGGACUCCACCUGUCGCGAGCGCUCUGUUGUUUUUCCUGUCCGUGUCGUAAACGCACAGCACGGCACGGCACGGCCGGUACAGCACGAGACACUAAACACAGGAACGAGAGCUGGGAAAAGCGGAAAGAACAUUAACAGGUGAAAUAAUGAGGGCAGCGCUUCUCUGAAGGAUUGUUCCGUUUACCCGAGGACCGAAGAGGAAACAGAAGCCCCGGUGGAUGGUUUUAUCCGCAGUGCCUGAGCCGAGCAGCAGAGCGGCCGAGCGGGGAGCACCAUGUCCAGACCGCCGCAGCCGCCGCAGCAGCAGCAGCAGCAACAACGGACGUCGUUCAAGCUCACCGACAGUGUGGUGGAGGUCAAGAGCAAAUUCGAGGCAGAAUACCGCCGCUUUGCCCUGAAGAGGAACGGCCCGGCCGGCUUCCAGGAGUUCUACCGCCUCCUCCAAACCAUCCAUCGCAUCCCCGGUGUGGACGUGCUGCUGGGAUACGCCGACGUCCACGGAGACCUCCUUCCCAUCAACAAUGACGACAACUUCCACAAAGCUGUCUCGUCAGCCAAUCCGCUGCUGCGCAUUAUCAUAACCAAGAGAGAAGAUGAACCGGUGGUUUUUGCCACCAACUCCCUGCAGAGGCGUAAGAAGGGGCUGGGCUUGACUGGCCUGCGCACCCCCGGCUCAGGCUCCACCCACUCCAAGAACAGACCGGGCCUUAUGAUAGGCCUGCCGCAGAACUUCCGACAGAUCUCCUCCAUCAUCGACGUGGACAUCUUACCUGAGACACAUCGGCGGGUACGACUGCACAAGCACGGUACCCACAAACCCCUGGGCUUCUACAUCCGGGACGGCGUGAGCAUGCGGGUCACACAGCAGGGCGUCGAGAAGGUCCCGGGGGUGUUCAUAUCCCGUCUGGUGCGGGGGGGUCUGGCAGAGAGCACGGGGCUGCUGGGAGUUAAUGACGAGAUCCUGGAGGUCAACGGCAUCGAUGUGGCAGGGAAGUCUCUGGAUCAGGUUACAGACAUGAUGGUGGCCAACAGCCACAACCUCAUCGUGACGGUCAAACCGGCCAACCAGAGGAACAACGUGGUGCAUCGUGGGAGCAAAGCCUCACUGGGCAACUCGGGUUCUGUGGGCUCAGCCGGGUCGACCGGCUCGGCUCUGUCACAUGACUCGCCAAGCCCCGCCUCUCAGAGCAACCCCAUCACUGCGAGCAACAGCAUUGUCGAGGGCGACAGUGACGACGACGACGACGACGGCGACCUGAUUCUGGAGAGUGACUGCCUGACGCCCUACGACUCCCUGCGGGUCGCCAACGGCAACAACACCAACCUUAACAGGGACUCCCCGGGGGUCAGGCCCCUCCCACAGAGCGUCUCCUUGCCCAAUAGCGUCGGAGCGUCCCUGAGCGACAGCUCGCUGGUGACGUCCACUCACAACGGAAACCCCGCCCGCACGCCCGGCGGCACUCAGGAGAACAUGAGAGAGGACGGCACCUUCAUCACUCUGUGACAUGGCUGGGACUAUGGGAUGUCACCAUGACAACCGCGGAUGGCCGCGCUCCCGUCAGCGCGUUUCCUUUUAAAGACAGGUGAGGCUCUGUCAGCCCUGGUGCAUCAUGGGGGUUUCAACAACACUGACUCUAUUUGUGGCUGAGGUCCGCUGACAGGCUCCAGACGAGGAUUUAUAUUCGCCAGAGGGAAAUUAUUCAAAUGCCAUAAUGUUUGAACUAGUCCAGACCCAAAACCCAGUCUCUUCAGCUGUGACUCCGAGGAUGUAGCGGUCUGCUUUUCUGCUUGGGUUGGAGAUGUGUUUUUGUUUUUUAAAGUUCCUGCGUCUGCCGAUGCCGUGUGGUCCCGCUGAUGUGGAAGUGAAGCUUCAUGAACCAUCAGUUUCAUGAAGUAUCUUCUGAGCCCACUAGGGGGCGCGCGUGGUUAAAAGCAAUAAGGUCACUCCAUGUGCUUUAACCCUUUGUUGAACAGAGAGCGCUAACUAGUGGGCUCAGGAAGUAAAGGGAUGAUUCAUGGAGCUUCACGUAGAUCAGAAUCAGAUCAACAAGACAGAGAAAUCCAGCCCGAAGUCCAGUUGGAUGUCAGAGUGUAAAAGAGAUGAUCUUUAUCCCAGGGUCAGUCUCAACCAUCCCGUUAACCGCGGGAUGGUUGACUCGUAGACUACAACAACACGAUGAAAGAACAAUAUCCAGUGAAAUAGUAAUGGCUCUAUUUUCUUGGCAGCCCAACAGCCAGUGGCAGCUUGUGUUUCUAGAGCUGCUGAUCUGGGGAUUUCAUCAACAGGAGCAAAGUCAAUACUUAACAGUAAUAACGGAGUCGUCUUUAAGAAUCAAGCUUACUACUACCUGCUUUUUAACAGUUUAGUUUUAAAAUGAAAGCCUAAAUCCCUGCAGACGUGUGAAGGCAGCGGGAGACAUGUUGACACAUCUGCAGCCUCUGAUUGGAGGACGUGUCGCUCAGCUGUUUCACAGCUAUGAGAGCAGCGAUGGGAUUGGCUGAGAGUGUAUUACUAUAGACCUGCAGCGCUGCACUGGUUGUUGCAACAGCAGAAUAGAGCCCUAAUUGUAUUAUAAAUCACAUAAUAUAUUGAAGAAAGGGGAUUUAAUAAAGGGAUUACAUAAUAUUUGCAAUACUUUUUUCUUCACUAACUCGGAUAUCAAACAAUAAUCAUGAUUCAUCUCACAGGCUUCAAGGCUUAUAUUUGACAUAGGGUUUUCUUUCUUUUUUUUAAAUGUGUAUAAAUAAAAGAAAUAACACACUGAAAAGUGUCAGAUCUUCGGUGUUGUUAGGCUAAGAUAUAGCUUUUACAUUCUGGCAUUUCAAAAUAUGGAAACGCAAUGACACAUUUAUUAUUAUUAUUGUGAAUUUUAAAUUUAAAUGUCAUCAACAGUUGUUGAGUGACUGGGACCAGGAGGAGGUGGCUGGUAGAGAUACACAGCGUUGUUGCACAGUGGGCCAACAGUUCCGGUUCGGUAUUGAAACCAAAACCAGUUCCUUCACGAGGCUUUUAUGCAGCGGCACCGUGGCGCCGUCCGGGGCGAGACUAGUGAUGGCAACGAUGACAUGCAGAGUUUGACUGGAUGUACGCUAACAGACAGACAGACAGGCAGACAGAAAGAAUACCUCCACACCCCGUUGGAAGAACCAAGCCUGGGGCCCAAAAACAGUGUGGUGGGUCCUCGGGACCCUCUGACACCAAGCAUCUGUAUCCGGAGUGUCAGCAGCACUCCCCCAACUUAAAUCUAACUAAAACAAACAUUUUAGUCGCUGGAGUAAUGUUUCAGUGGAUGUGGCCUGUUAUAGAAAGAAGUAUUGAUAGAAUAAUACAUGGGCGGCUCUAUAAUACAUGAUAUAAUAUUCAGAUCUGUGUCCAGUAUCAGGAUACUAAACUUGGUAUUGGUAGCAAAGUUAAAUUGUUGAAAUCACAUUGCAUAAGGACUAUUUUUAUGGAAUAGAAUCUGCUCAAAUAUUUCUGCUCUGACUGUCAAGCUGAAUCAAAGUCACAGAAUAUUAUCAGCUGACAGCAACAGGAGAGCUCCCUAGUCUGCCUGUGUUAGGGUCCUCUUCCAGAGCCACGUUGGGCCGGUCCAGCUCACGACAGUCCUCAGUCCCAAACCCCUGGCGGCCGACCUUAUUUAAUGCACUGAACUAAAGAACUGAGAGCUUUGACUGGUUAGAAGCAACUAUAAUCAUCACUAGUUGUCAUUUUUUAAGCUGCAUUUUCACCUUUACUGUGAGUUGUUCAAACAGUUCUGAUGCUCAGACGAUGGCUCCCAUCCACGGACAACUGACCAAUCAGAGCUGUGUGGGAGGGACUACAACUGUGUACGAGACGCACUGACAGGGAAACGUAGACAAGCAUCAGAGUGAUGACGAUCAACAUAUUUCCUUUAGUCGCCUCAGCGUGAAGCAGCUCAUUCUGGAUAGUCUCCCCCCCACACAACAACUCUGACAGGGGAAAAAGACUUGAGAUCCAUCAGAGACCACGGUGCUCGAGCCGGGCCCUGAAAGAUCCAGCAUCUGUCGGAGAGCGACGUGUGGAUGAGCCGCUCAUAUGAGACAGCUGUCCAUGUUAGCGUAGCCGAACCAUAAAACAACACCGAAUUACACUGAUUACCGAAAUAAAGUUUUAGCCGGCCUGUUUCCCUGUAGCCGACGGUCCUGGUCCCCCAGCUGGAUGGAACCAGAACCAGAACGCUGGCAACAAAUGUUAUUUAAUCAUUAGAUGAAGUUCCGCUGGUGGCAGAAGAUGUAGCAUCUCCAACCAAACCCCUCAACAUCUACUUAAAUCAACUGUGGUCAUUAGGUAUAAUAAUAAUAACAACAAUAAUAAUAAUAAUAAUAAUAACAACAACAAGACAGUGUCUUGCUGAACAUGUUGCGAUCCAGACGCAAACAGCUGGAGGAAAGCAUGACGAGUGCUUUAAUUCAUGGUCCAAGUCCACUGAUGCUGACUCAGAUAUAUUCUAUCAAAGUUUGAUGUCAACAACUCUGCGCGCACACACACACACACACACACACAGAGCCACUUGUUCCCUUUUAAUGUAUAUUACUGUAAAAUAGAAAUGUAAAUGUUAGAUCAUAAAACAGGAGCUUUUUAUUGCUUGGGAAACGUUUUUAUGUCAGAAUAUUUUAUAUUAGGUGUAAAAUAUGGAGAGUAUUUUUCUUAUUCUUGUACUUUGAAAUAGUUUCUGAGUGGAGACGGGCGGAGCUGUCUGUUGUCGCUGUUUGUCUGUUUGUGUUUAGCUGAUGUGCUUCUACGAACUUAUUCAAGAUGAAGGAUGUCUUUUCAGAGCCUUGAAACUUGUUCCCAAGUCUCUAACUUGAUUUGUAACGAUGCAUGCCUGUCCCAUGUUAAUUGUGGAAAUUCUUGAAGUACCAUCGGCCAUUCCAUGGUUCAUACGUUCAUUGCUCAUCCUGGCUUAUCACUUCAUCAUAACUGUAUGGAUCAUUUCUCCUUGCUGUUGUAUGAUUAACAUCGGGUGUCCCUGCCGCGAGUUUACAACUCCUACUGUGGCCACGCCGAGACCCCCCCUUCAAUAGCAGCUCGAUUGGUUUAGGCAUUGACCUCGAGUGGUUAUGAUUGGACAGGGGAUAGGACCUGUACAUGUGAACAUGGACGCCUGGCCAAUAGGAGUGUGUGAGGGCUGGUCUUGGCGUGGACAUAGUAGGAUUCGUCAAUACACGUCCCUGCCAACAUGCACAGGGUUUGAAAUAACGGAGUCAUGUACGAGCUGAUUGGACCGGACCAAUGUGCUCCACUAAUGCACAAUGUGAAGUGAAGUGGCCCGGUCCAUCUGUCCCGGCACUAUUUCACUUGAUAUUGUUACAUGGAGUUUAUUCUUUAUUAAUCUGUGUGUAGUGAAAUGAUUACGAGCUAACGGGGGGGGGGUGGUGGUGCCCACAGCUGUUUUUCUGCACCGAGCAGGCUAAUUCAGCCGGGAGCAUGUGCCAGCAUUAAAGAUGCAUUCCAAUAUUCUUACCCAGAGUUCAAUGUCUCUUAUCCUAGCUUAGCACAAAGAACAGAAGCAGGGGGAAACUGUUAGCGUAGCUCAAACUCCGUCUCACUCCAGAACUCAUAUCUCACGGUCUCAUUUUUAGAUAUUGCAGUUUGCUGUAAAAAAAAAGAAAGAAAUGAGCCAAUAGUUCAGAGCGAUUUCUUAACCAACCGCACGUGAUGCCAUGCGCAAUAAUUAUGGCUUUUAAACUAUCAAACCCUGAAUGCAUGAUCAUUAAAGGAGCCACCCGUAUUUCAUGACUCUGUAACUUGGUUACUUAGGUCACCUUGUUGCCACUCUAGCGUGGUAUAGAAAGCCUGCAGGAAGACUCUAUUUGUGCCAGUUCUCAUUGAUAUUCAAUGGACUAAGCUGCUUGACUCUGAUUGGCUAACAGCUAGCCUAUGAGAGCCUGACUAUCAGAAUCCUUUACCCAGCUCAUGAAUAGUAAUGAGCUCAGGCAACAUGACAUCAGACUGACCGGCUGUUGUGAUUGGUUCCCCUUGCUUCCGGUCUUUGUGCUCAGCUAUGCUAAACCCUCUCUGACCUGGAGGAGCCGGACCGGUCUGAGUCUGGAACGCUGCCACGCCGCGGGCGAGCCACCUGAGUUGUUGCGGCAUGUUGUUAGAUUUUUUUCGAGAGGUGCACGUCCGGCUACGCCGUGAAGUCGGUAUGUCCAAAUACCUGCGGAGGUAGCCACGGCGUAGAUUUAACGCAGAAGCAUAAAUCACACUUAAAGGUCAUAAAGCACCCUCACCUGUUACCGUGACGAUCACAGUGGUACGAGUUAACGUGAUGAAGCAUGUGUGACACGGGCGUCUUUCCUGGGAUGCAAAAUGGUUCUUUGUGGAAGAAUGAUCAAGCCAAAGGGACAUCUCCAUCUGUGUUCAUGAUGCCAAACCCUCCAUGUCAUUUUACUGUUUCACUCUGUGUGUCGCUGCUGACAUCAUCAUCAUGAUGAUGAUGAUGAUGAUGAUGAUGAUGAUGAUGGACACUUGUGUGGCUAAGCAAAAGUCCUCCCCUGACUGUAGAAAACAAAGGAAGUGCCUUUCUGAGUAAGGAUACUCGUGUUUCCGAUGAUGUCAUGUCGUGUGUGAUGUCACUGCAGCAGCUGGUGUCAGAGGACAGAGCAGCACUUCCUGUAUUGGCCGAAUAGAGGGUUCUCAUUGGACGCGUGCCCUGCACUGAACACACAGCUUUUUCUGUAUCAAGUCUGUAACCUACAGUAACUGUGAAUGUCAUUUGGAGAUCAAAUACGGUUAUCAAAAUAAAGUAUUAUUAAAAGGUU
This is a messenger RNA of Etheostoma spectabile (orangethroat darter), 6847 nucleotides long. RefSeq names its product par-6 family cell polarity regulator alpha (gene pard6a). Bases 336 to 1565 code for a protein of 409 amino acids. The transcript is spliced from 6 exons. Gene Ontology annotation, cellular component: apical plasma membrane; nucleus; cell cortex. NCBI's taxonomy places the organism in Eukaryota, Metazoa, Chordata, Actinopteri, Perciformes, Percidae. Gene Ontology annotation, biological process: establishment or maintenance of cell polarity; regulation of cellular localization; centrosome cycle. The record is from RefSeq and is a predicted model, not a curated record. Gene Ontology annotation, molecular function: protein binding.